AUGGCAAUUGGUACGAGUUUUGUGAUCACAAAAAAGGGUCUCAUGCAAGCCUCCGAACGACAUGGAUUUGAGGGUGAAGGAUUCUCAUACUUGAGGAGCCCAGUGUGGUGGGCCGGUGUCAUCAUGCUGGCUAUCGGAGAGAUCGCAAACUUCGCCGCCUAUGCGUUUGCGCCCGCUAUUUUGGUCACGCCGUUGGGUGCGCUCAGUGUUUUGAUCGGCGCCGUCCUCGGUUCAUAUUUUCUCGAUGAGCGAUUGGGUACAUUGGGCAAGCUCGGAUGCGCCAUGUGCCUUCUCGGCUCCGUCGUCAUUGUCCUCCAUGCGCCUCCCGACACACCAGUCGACAAGAUCGAGCAGAUGCUGGCAUACGCCCUUCGCCCGGGUUUCCUUUUGUACUGCCUGGCAGUUGCGAUUUUCUCGACCGUUAUGAUCUAUCGCGUUGCUCCGAAACACGGCAAAAAGAACCCGCUCAUCUUCAUCUCGAUCUGCUCCACUGUUGGCUCAGUCUCUGUGAUGUCCAUCAAGGCCUUCGGUAUCGCCGUUAAGCUGACUUUGGGAGGCCACAACCAAUUCGGCCGUCCAUCCACCUACAUCUUCGCGAUUGUCACCGGAUUUUGCAUUUUGACGCAGAUGAACUACUUCAACAAGGCAUUGAAUGAAUUCUCCACUUCGAUUGUGAACCCCCUCUACUAUGUGACAUUUACGACCGCUACGCUUUGUGCUUCCUUUAUUCUCUUCCAGGGAUUCAAUACCACCGACGCUGUCAACACCAUCUCCCUCCUAUGCGGGUUCCUCAUCAUCUUUACUGGCGUUUACCUCCUCAACCUCUCACGACACGAUCCGGACGGACAUCACCUGGUCAACCCCAAAUAUGAUGAAGACGGCGUCCCGACAGAUGGGAUUGCGAGCUUCCAGACUCGACGGUCGAUGCAGCUUCGCCGCAGCGGUGAACCGCACCGCCGGAGCUCGUCUAGCAUCUACCUGAACGGACAUGGCGACCGCGAGGGACUCAUUCACUCCUACGAUGUCGAGAAUAACGGUGCGAUUGGCCUCGAGGAUCUGGCUGAGGAAAGCGACGGCGAGCCGGGACCAACCUACUCGCGCAAUGAACAGCGAGAGCGGGAACAAGAUCUCACGGCAGAGCAUACUAAGCAGAAUAGCCAUGCGUGA
This is a messenger RNA of Penicillium argentinense, 1167 nucleotides long. Its product is annotated as DUF803 domain membrane protein. Gene Ontology annotation, molecular function: magnesium ion transmembrane transporter activity. The coding region runs from base 1 to 1167 and encodes 388 amino acids. Gene Ontology annotation, biological process: magnesium ion transport. Gene Ontology annotation, cellular component: membrane. NCBI's taxonomy places the organism in Eukaryota, Fungi, Ascomycota, Eurotiomycetes, Eurotiales, Aspergillaceae. The record is from RefSeq and is a predicted model, not a curated record. The transcript is spliced from 6 exons.